AUGUUCAAUAAGUAUGACAUUAAAGCUCACCUCAAUAUAUCUGAUAAAGUACAAGAAGCAAGGCUUCUGCUUUCAAGUUCAAGUAAACCAGAGACAGUUUGGAAAAGGCAACAGAGCAAUGUUGUCAAAAAUACCAAAGAAGAGCUUGGUGAAAUGGCUACUAAAGCUAUUUUAAAAAAUUUG
Messenger RNA from Dentiscutata erythropus, 183 nucleotides. Lineage: Eukaryota; Fungi; Glomeromycota; Glomeromycetes; Diversisporales; Gigasporaceae. The record is from the annotation of a GenBank genome assembly.